GUCGCUUCCAUCCUCACCUCACCGCAUCUACCAUCCAUCCCCACUACGGCCGCUGCUGCCAUACGUCAGCCUGCCCUGCCCCGUCGACGAUGACGCCGCCUACCUUCUGGAGGCGCAAGUCGCAGCGGCCCCCGUCCCCACUUCCACCCUCGGAAAGGGAACCCCUGUUAGCCCCUAACAGCGGUAACCCUUCCUCUCCAAGUCGCCCGCUCAGUCAAGCUUCAUCCAAUGCUACGAUACGCAUAGAUUACGACCAUGAUCAGCAGACGACAUCAUCUCUGCGUCAAAGACCUACUCGCGAAGCUCUGUACAGCCUCAUUUACUCUACAGACUCACGGGGCAACCGGUCCACAGCCUACCUCAUCAUCCUCACCCUGUCUCUUCUGGGAGCUCAGAUGGCAUGGUCUCUGCAGCUCUCCUAUGGAACGCCCUAUCUUCUUUCCCUCGGAUUGUCCCCGCAACUCACCUCACUCGUAUGGCUGGCGGGGCCCCUCUCGGGUCUCAUUGCCCAGCCGGUGGUGGGAUGCCUUGGCGACGCCUCCAAUUCCAAAUUCAAGAGACGAUACUAUAUGCUCGUGUCAACUCUAGUUACCAUCACCUUCACUCUAGCACUCGCGUUUGCCCAACCCGUAUCAGAGGCACUCGUCGACCUCUUUGCGCUCGGCCUUGGGGACUGGGACCCAAUCCGGGAGGCCCGCGUGGCCACUGCAACGCGGACCCUUGCCGUAGUCAGCUUCUGGAUCUUGGACUUUGCUCUCAAUUCGUUGCAGGCCAGUGGCAGAGCUUUGGUCCUCGACAGACUCAACGGAGAUGAGAUGGACAGUGGGAAUGCCUGGCUGGGCAGAAUGACUCACGUCGGCAACAUCCUCGGCUACUCUGCUGGGUACCUCGAUCUUUCCCGCCUCAGUAUCCUCUCCUGGCUGGGGGGCGAUCAAUUCCGCAAGUUUGCAGUCAUUGCCCUCCUCGGCCUUGUACUCUCCGUGGGCAUCACCUCUUCCCUGAUCACAGAAUCGUACUCAGAGGCGUCCACCUUCUCCUCUACUCCUGCAAGUUACGUAGAGCAGGCCGGUCCCUCAUUCACAGAGCGCCUCACAACACUAGUCAAGGACAUGAGGGACGCAUUGAGGAGGCUGCCGAGACCUAUCAGGCGAGUCUGCCUUGUUCAGCUAUUCGCCUUCAUGGGCUGGUUUCCCUUCCUCUUCUUUUCGACUACCUACAUUGGAACUUUCGAAAUACCCGGUCGAGGAAGACCGGAGCGGGAAAGAAGGGAAAGAAGGGGUACCGAGGGGAUGUUGCUCUUUGCAUUCCUGUCUCUCGUCUUCGGCACACUGUUACCCCUCAUGUCACUCGCCUCUCCUCGGCCGAGCGACUCGACCACACUCAAGGCUCGCCUUCGAGUCAUCCUCCUCUCUAUAUUACCAUCGUAUCCUUCGGAGACGUCUGCAAAUGACUCAGACUCUCUUCGAGGCAAAGGCCUAUCUCUCAGGACUUUCUGGACCCUGGCAUCUUUGACAUAUGCCCUCCUUAUGUCUCUGACAUUCUUCGUCUCGACGCCAGACCAAGCCAUACUCUUGGUGGGCGCAGUAGGCAUCUCCUGGGCUAUCGCCAGCUGGGUUCCCUAUGCGCUCGUCAUGGCCUUUGUUAAGGAUGCCGAAGAGGGCAACAGCCGCUAUGAAUUCGAAGGUGACUUCUACUCCCCUGGUCGCACUCGGGAGAGAAGGCGGAGCCGAAGAGAGUCGGCAAGCUUCCUUCGCUCACCCGUAGAGACUGUUGAGCCAGAGGUGGAAGGUCCACAGGUGGAGGGCAGUCCAGCUCGAAAGCAGCUGGUGGAGGCCUUGGGCGAGUGUGGAAAGCCUCUCUGGGGUGGUAAUGGGGAGGCAAGUAGGCGAAGCACGAGCAAUGCUUCCGGCUCGACGAUCCGCAAUGCAAAUACAUCGGCUGCAUCGAUGCAGCAAGAUCGAUCGAGACGAAGCAGUCGCCUAGGGAGCGGCUCGUACAUUGCCCGCGGGGCGGACGUGGUCAGAGAGCAACCACUUGGCAGCGGUUCGGCAUCCUCACCUGGCAGGGGUGAGACUGAUGGUCGAAGGAGCAUCUUGGAAGCUGGACAAGACGGUGGCUCUGCCGUCAAUGGUGGGGGCGUUGAUGGCGAUGAGCCGACCAAGGGAGGGACCAUCUUGGGUAUACAUAACGUUGCCAUCGUCCUUCCGCAAUUCGUCGUGUCGGUCAUCUCCUCGCUCAUCUUCAAGCACUUUGAUUCGUCCAGUCCAUCCCCUGUCUCUCUGUCGAUGGACAUUGCCUCUUCGGAAGCUCAAGAAGGUGCUGCUCCUGGUGUGGCGUGGGUGCUACGCUUUGGUGGUCUGGCCUCCCUCGUCGCGGCAUUGUUGACACGGUUUGUCCCGCUGACCAAGGCGGAGAGGAAGAAUCGAUAUGGACCAGAGGACGAGGAUGAGGAAGACUACGAGGAGGGCGACGGGACGAUUGGUGAAGGGGAAGAAGGUAGAGCAUAGAUAUCCCAUGCCAUUGUUCCUCUGUUCAAUUACUCGCCAUCAUGUCAUGAUCUUAACGUAGGCCAGCUAUUCAUCGUAGACGAUUUCCAUGC
Molecule: messenger RNA, 2599 nt
Organism: Microstroma glucosiphilum
Lineage: Eukaryota; Fungi; Basidiomycota; Exobasidiomycetes; Microstromatales; Microstromataceae
Exons: 4
Coding region: 396-2507 (703 amino acids)
Cellular component (GO): membrane
Molecular function (GO): sucrose:proton symporter activity
Source: RefSeq, a predicted model, not a curated record